Molecule: messenger RNA, 609 nt
Organism: Hyaloscypha bicolor E
Lineage: Eukaryota; Fungi; Ascomycota; Leotiomycetes; Helotiales; Hyaloscyphaceae
Exons: 2
Source: RefSeq, a predicted model, not a curated record
GCCUCGUUCCAAUAUUUUGAAGCACAAUAUCCAGGCGUUAUCCUUGAAUUGUCCUACUCGCAAAAGAAGAAGGAUCUGUCACGUUUAGCAAAUGAGUAUAUUCUUGGGUCAGAUGCCGAUAUCCGCGUCGUAAUUAGCAUCGAUGUUGAGUAUAAAGGAAGCAAGAAGGCAUCUGUUUCAAUGUGGCGUCCACGUAUUGGAGUUAAUAAUGUGGGAGAGAAAGAAUUAUUCGUUCUCUUCCGCGAUUUUGUAGGAAACCUCAUUCCUGAUCCUCAAGCAAGCCUGCAACUGCGACUCGAGGACUUUGGUACUGAAGCUUUUGGUGCCAAAUUCACUGAUCUGACUCAAAACAUAUACAUCUCGGCAGAAACGUUAUUUACCUUUCUCGAGCGUGCCGAAGCGAAAGCGAGGAGACUGAAACAAGGUGAAGGGUUGGUCAGGAGCACCAAACCUUGGGUAAGAAAACGGCGCAGAGACAGUACACCAGCAGAGCAUCUUGAUCCAGACCGGGAAGGCAUAUUCACAGAGCAGGAGCAGAGGGCAGCGAAGAAGGCUAUGAUGGAUGACGGUUCUUACAAGGCCAGCUCUUCAGAGGCAGAGCUGGAGUAA